Molecule: messenger RNA, 15677 nt
Organism: Porites evermanni
Lineage: Eukaryota; Metazoa; Cnidaria; Anthozoa; Scleractinia; Poritidae
Source: the annotation of a GenBank genome assembly
AUGUCCACCGUGAAACAGUUUUCGCUUACCAGUGAAAAUCUUAAGAGGUUUGAGAAAGAACUACAAGAGAAAAAAAGGAAAAGCAAGUCCCUUACGAGAAAAAUAUACAAUGAAAGAACAGAAGGUGAUGGUAGAAGCUCAGGAAUUCAGUCUUAUGGCUCACAACUUAGUGCAUUUAAAGACAGCCUCAAUACCAAGUCGCAUCAUGUAGAGGCUAAAAAAGCUGUCAAUUCUCAUAAUCCCUCGCAAGCUGGUAGGAAGAUUUCUUUGCCUAUCCACCGACCAGGACCCGAAUCAGUCCGAAGGAACCCCGAUGGACAAAGUCGGAACGAAAGCAGCCCUACUCCAAAUAUUGUGAGGAUUGAUUAUGACGACGAAAGUGACCGCAUUGAUUACAAAACUAACAGCGAAGAUGAGGACCCAAGGCUCGCCUCUGAAGAUGAGGAAGAAAGUAGUGAUGAUGACGAUGAUGACGACGAUGACGACAGUGAUGAUGAUGAUGACGAGGAUAGUGAAGAUGAAAGUGUCGAGAGUGAAAGUGAAGAUGAGAGUGACGAUAGUGAUGAUGAUGAUGAUGAUGAUGAUGAUGAUGAUGAUAAUGAAGAAGUUAAAGUUGAGGAUGAAGUCGAGGAUGAUACCAAUGGAACUGAAACAGACUCUAAAAGACUACAAGAGACUCCUGUUAGUGUUCGAACUCACUACUCCAGCAGUUUAAAUGCGAGCACCAGCAGUAUUCCAACCAUUGCUUCAGUCCGGAGCAGACCGGAAUCUAUAAAAACGACCAAGACAGAGAGAAGAGCUAGCGUCAAGUCCACUGUUAGUUCUGCACCGUCUUAUAUUCUGAACAUUAAUCAGUUCCGCAUGAAAAAAAUGGCAGUAAAACAGGAAAAAGAAAGAGAGAAACUUGGAAUUGAAGUCAAUGAAUCGGAACUUUCUGAAUCGAGUCGCAACCGUUCAGCGCUUAGUAGAAUGAGCAUGCGCGAAAAAGGCACCACGAGCGUGCAAAGCAAAGGCUCUUAUGUGACAGUCAGGAAUUGGACACGAUGGAGCACAUUCAGUGCAGCUGGUUACACUAUUAGCGAAGGGCCUGACAAUAACAAAUUUAAAAGAAAACGGAAAACAACGCGAGCAAAAACUCCCACAAAAACACAAUCUCGCUCUCAAGUGCCACAUUUGCCUGCAAUUUCUAAUAAAACCUUAAGUAAAUCCCAACCUGACCUUCAAAAAGCUAGGAAGCGCCGCGUUACAUUAACAAUACUUCCUGGACUCUCGAAUGCGCGACCAGUAAGUCGCAGUCAGAUGGCUUCGCGAAUGAGUACUCGUUCGAUUAUAAAGACACCAACCAUGCCGCGUGUCAAAUCUGUCCCUGACUUGAAUAGGGAAGCGGUGAUGUCAUUUUUCGAGAUAGAAAGAGGAGCGAAUCGAUCUGAAAGCAGGUCUGGUCGUAGGGGCAAAAGUAGCAGAGCAGAAAUGUCAUCUAAAAGUAAGCAACGAAAAAGACAAGAAACAGACAAUGACGAUUUAUAUGAUUUUAAGAAUCGACGUAAAAGAGUUUUGAAACGCAAGGAACGCAGUCGGAGAGAGAGAAAUGAUACGUAUCUUAGUUCUGCGUCGACUAUUCGACCGAAUACUAGUCAUCACAAGAAACCUUCAAUCUAUGGUGGAGUUUCUUUAACGAGUGCAUUGUCCGUGUCCACUGUAAAAUCAAGUAAAUCUGACAAAAGUAGAAAAACUUCCUCUAGUGCUUCAAGCAAAGUAAGCACAAUUUCAAGAAAGCCCAGGAUGCAACCACUCCGAGCUUAUGCUGGUUACCAAAGCAACGCAUCCAGUCGAGGCUCAUUAUUCCCACCAGGGACACCUAUCAGUCUGAUCCUUCAACGCAGCCCGAGCCUGCGGUCUGCCAUAACAGAGUACAGCAGUUAUCUGAGCUUAGCAGUUUCGAGUAUUAAGUCUGCCCGAGCCACUUCUGUGUCGAGUCUAUCAAGUACCGGUAAGUAUUUACUUUUACAUUGACUUUUUUAAUAGAAGUUUAGUUUUAAUUGAAAAUCUCUAUAUUGUUGAGUGUCUACUCGAAAUCGGCCAGUCAACCUGCCAUCGCCUUCUCACUAACAAAUAAAGUCAGUAGAUAAGUUACUAACUCCCUUUGUGAUAUAAACAGAGAAUGAAAUAUACGUUUAGCGGUCAUCUUUUAGAAAAGACCAGCCUAAAUAUGAAACAUGAAGGAAAAAUGGUGAUGAUAAGAAGAAAUAGAGAAGAACAACAAGAAGAAGUAUCCAUCUAAGAGAAAAUAAUGGAACAGAGAGGGAAUCUUAGGGCGUUGACGCGUUGUUCCGUCAUAGAUCCAACGACGCGACGGCGACGAGAACGUCGCUUAAAAAGUGAAUUUACGUUCUUUUCGUCUUUACAGCGAUUAUUCCUACCCACUUACUUUGUCAAAUGUAUGCGAACCCUCCUGAAGCUGACUUUAAUGUGACCAUAUUCAAGCUCAGAAAGAGAAAUAAACUUUCGUCGUUGUUGUUUACGUCCUGCUUAAAGUGCGACAUUAGACAUUUUUACGUCGUAGAAGUGUAAAACAGGAAAGACAUGUACAAAAAAGGGUGAUACACGUGCAAAGUUGUUGAUUUGCUUAUUAAACCGUUGGUUUUUUGACGUUCUCAUAGCCGUCCGCGUCUUUUUGGAUCUUCAAGUCUCUAAUGUCCCAUUAUUCAACACCGAAUAAAAGUUUGCGGACCUCUCCGAAAACCAGCUUCUAAUUAAUUUCAAGCGAUUAAUUGGUCUAAAAAUAACUUUCGUUGAAAUUCACAUAUCCCAACGGCAAGACUGGGUGUUUCCCUCUCUCUCUCCUUAUUCUCUCAUGAUCCAUCAGAUGACGAAUUAGACUGAGAAAACAAUCGACAACCAAUCAGAAACACUACUGAGAUCUUAGUAGCGACACGUCAUCAGUAUGCAAUUUCUGCCCUUGUUUCUCAGACGUGAUUUCGCAGGGAAACCAGUUGUGGGGACGCGUAAUGUCGGCUAUUUCCCCAGGCUAACAAUCAAUUAACUUCAAUUCCCCAUUCCGGAAGCCAUAAGGGGAAUGGGUACAAGCUUUCGGCGCAAAGAUUUCUGGGGUCGUUUGGGUGAAAAGCUUUACGUAUGAUUGGUUAAUGGAUCAUCCACCAAUCAUAACUAACGUUCGCCCACCUAAAACAAUCUCAGACUGAUCACUACACCCAAAGCUUGCAUCCAUUCUUCCUAGAGUUUCUGGAGUGGAGAAUUUUCUCUGUCAAUUCAUGUACUCUUUGUAUCUAAAAAAAAACAAUCAAAGACCAUCAACCGCACACAAAUGUAAUAAAUGAACUGGCGUCAAGAAUUCUUGCCGGUUUUUAUGAGAGCUACAGACAAUAAGAACCACUCAAAGCGAUGGGAUAAAAGGUGACGAUGGCCUCUCAAUGGAGGCCAGGCUUACAUCAGCAAUGGUGAAAGAAUUGCGGACUUGUCAACAACUUUUUAAAACAAUUAAAGUUCAAAUAUAUUUGUUGUUUGUUUAUACGCCUAAUUCUUUAAUAUCCGUCAUACCAGAAGCAAACUCUUUCCCAGUAACGAAACAGGUGUAUAGUGAAGCUUCUUUCGCAGUUAUACUCCAGUUACCAUGGAGAUAGUUUUUUUGAUGGUCUUGAAUUUGUUAUUACUUCCAAGAACUUUUUCUUCAUUACUUGAACACUUAUUUUCCUUAUUUGUUUUUUCAGUAGCCUUCAAAAAUAAAAAAUCAUAGAGGCAACUACCUCAGUCGGCAGCCUCUGCAAAAAUUUGAAGAUUUUUGCAGGUGCCUUGUUAACCAUACAGCCUAAUAUACAAAACAAGAUAAACGUUUUUCUAAUGCUGCCUUGUUAAGGCUUUCGUCUGCCUCACAGCCCUGUUUUAGUACCCAAAGAUGUGCAGUAAUAAUUUUUCUAGAAUAUAUUGAAAAAUAGUGUCUCUUUUAUAUUUCAAAGACUAAAAAGGGGAAAUUUGUAUUAAGAAGAGAAGUGUCACUGAUGCAAAUUCAUAAUUUACGACAAUUUAUUUAACAAGGGGUAACGUUUAGGGCUGAAUUGACAUGCAAAUGUUAAAACGCCAGUCAUUAAAGAUUUAUUGGUCAAGAACAGUUAAUCUUUGCAAUUAGCGGUUUCUAAGACAUCAAAUCGUAGAAAGUUAAACACACUUUAUAACAAAGUAAAGUUGAGGCCAAGCUAGGCCAGCAUCUACGGCUGACAAAACUAUCGUCAAUGGAUGAAAAAGGCCCCCAAAUUAGAGUUGAGGAUGUUGAAAAUAACCAUGGUAAGUUACACGCAAAUUAUAAUGAGAGCCUCAUGAAUUUAUUCGAAAUAAUUUAAGCGGAGUUCAAUUUGGCAGAAAAAAAAUCAGCGAGAAGAUAGUAGAUUGUCGAAGUGCAAUAAACGUUUUUUCCAAGUCAAAAAAACGUGUUUGAAUGUUUUCAAGCGACAGACAUUGCCAUCUCCACCAUCAUUUACUGCAACGAUAAGUUAUAGAUUAAAUUGUUUACUUUUGAACUUAGCCACUCUGCAUGCUGAUUUCAUAAACCACAAAUAGUUCCACGGAAUAUGCGCACGGCAGGGGAAGAUGCAUGACCGGUAGGAUUCCAGAGUUGUGGUGGUUAGAGGACUAUUCUUCUAGGCUCUCAUGCCUAAACGAAACCUCAGUAUUGUAGAACUAUUUCUCACUUUUAAAAGAUCUAAGAGAACAACAAUCACUCUAUCUAACCAUCAAACCAUCGCCAAGCAUCGCUUCUUCUUGCCCAAAUGAAGUUCUUGAACUUCACGUACUUUCUCCAAUUACAACAUCUGAAUCGCUGUUACCAUGGAAUCGCCUGGAAUACAUAGGUCGACACUAAAUGUUUAAACGUUAUGCCCGAGAGGCAAAACUCAACUGCCUUCGGUUGGUUUUAUUGAAGAGUACUCGUCACCCGUUAAACAGCUGAACAGCUGUCUACAUCAAGGAAAAUAUUUAGUUGACUAAAACCAGAUAAAUGCUCUCAAUUACAAGAGGAACGGAAGGUAAUUUUAAACUGGAAAGAUGUAAUGUGUUGUAUAUUAUUAUGCCAACUGUACAAUUGCAACCGUAAGUUAAGGCAUGAUGCACGAAUUCAAAGAAGUAUCCUUUGCAAAAACUGACUAGAUUGGAGAAGAUUCGCCUAACAAACCAAGAGUAAUCUUCUCACCUUUGAUCAUAUAAACUGGAAGACUAUAAACCCUUUUAAAUGGAACAGACGACUAAAAACGUUGCCAAGGAAAAAGCUACCAAGAUACUAGAAAAUCGGUAAAUUCCUGAGUGUUUUGGUAUAUUGACAAGAAGAGUUCAAAUGAUCUGAAAGAGAAAUUUCGAUUUUUGUAAGAGCAAUGUAAUGAUUUAUUUGUUUGUUUAGUGAACAGAGGCACCCAUCGAUUAGAAAACUCUAAACAAGUCAUAAAUGUUUAAAAUGGAUUUAGCUAUGCUUUAGAAGUCUGUUUCGUCAAUUUGGAGCUGCUCUAAUCACUAUCUAUCUGUUCGGAUUUUUACUGAAGGGAAACUUUGACCGUCUCGAAAGUUUAAGCUACCCCGGCAGGUCUUGUCACUGCAAGGACACGCGGAGUAACCAUACUUUCAUAAGAAAAUUUUAGAGGACGACCUUUGUCUAUACCUAAAUUUUCAAGUACUAGCCUUUUUUUUUACCAAUAAUCGCCAAAUAUUGGGAAUAAAAUGUAAAAAAUCCACUCCCGAAAAUCUUAGGGAGGUUAAUAUUAAAACUCCGAAUAUCUUAGACGAUCGAAACGGUUAUCCGAAAAAUUCUAGCCUUUCGUCUGCAAUAGAAGUUUCUAGACAAUAUUUACUCCUUUGACAGACAUUUUACCGAAACUAGUCGUUGGGUGCCCCGGAGUAAAGAGAACUUAGGAAACAUGAUUCUCGAUAGUGCGCUGUCGCUUAGUUAAACUGUGUUGCCAGGGACACCAGACUCGCUGAGAAACGAGCCAGUCUUAAGCUGAUUUGAGUCACUACUGUUUCUUAGACGGAGAGAGCACAGCUGUCGGUCCACAGGCUACCAGCCCUGAUAAGGAAGAAGUUAAACCAUCGCCAUUUAAACAGGCUACACCAGUGCAAAAGGAGCCAACACCGGUGAACAGGGAGCCAAGAAAGUCUUCAUCAAAGGCAAAGAGAAAUACACCUGCGACGCGGGAGGAGAAACAGAGUGAUUCUGAAAGCGAACGAAUGCAUUUACCGUUAAUUCGGCCGCAGACGGUGACUUCUGGUGCAACCUCUCCUUACGCUUUAUCUGUGAGAGCUGAAACGCCAAAAGGUAAGGAACUCCGGGAGUAAAAAAGUUUAAUGCGGGGAUGCUCCUCCCAGAUUUCAGAGCCCUUUCCCUUUGAAGAUACCUUUUGAAAAGCGCACUACAUUAAAAACACUGUUACAGUAUCCCUUUUCUACCCUUGAAGAAGGAUUUUGACUAAUAACUUCGUUAUUCUAUGAUGCUACUUUUUCUUCUCGUGAUUGACCGCAGCAAAAUUCUCGAGUGGAUCAACCUCAGGGUGUGGCCGUCUCUCCCUGCUGAUACCUUGAGUCAACUCGUGAAAUCCCUGCACCUUUUUUAAAUAAGAGAUAACUUUUUAUAAUUAGCAAAUUGUCGAGACCUUGAAGCUUUACAUCUGCAACUACAAAAUAAGCAAUAAUGUUUAAGUGUGAAACAACAUCAGUUAGUAGUCAGUCCUGCUGAUACAGAUUGAAUGCUAGAUAUCAAUGUAGCAGUAUAAAGUGCUUCAGUCGCGCGGUUACACCGCUUUGUCAUUGUGGCUAAUGCGGUGACUCGUUUUUUUUCCCUUCACUGGCAGAAAUAAAGAAAGCAAAGAAGCAGCAGAAACUCAAGUUACCACACAGUGAGUGUUUCUUCAGUGAAAUAAUUCAAACCGCGGCAGAGUAUACUUAUUACUGUUGUCGUGGACGACAAGCUUGGGGGAAUCAUGGUUUAAAGCCUUGCUUUUCCUUCAUUACUGUCCUAAAUCUAGCUAAGAUUUCAUUCAAUGAAAAAAUUGAGUCUGAGUCAUUAUUUCAAUAAAUUUUUCGGAAUGUUUGGGUUAUUUUUCGAAUGUUAUGAUAAAUUAAAGAUUAAAAAUUUGAGGGAAGGAUGUUUAGAAUUAUGGAAAAUUGUAAACAAACAAAAAAACAACCAGACUUCCCCCCUUAAGAAGAGUGACUAGACGGAGAAGGUGUGUCACUUUUGUCAAGAAAAGUUGAGAGAGAGUUUAAACCGACCCUUGCAUCAUUUAGGCCCGUUUCAAACGUUGUGCUACUGCCGUGCUGAACUCAAUUCAUAAAUCAUAAAUACAUUAGAAUAUAUUCAAAAGUUUGCUAAACCGUUUCUUUAAUUUUGCGUUUUGUAUUCGGCAACAGCCGUUCUAAUCGACUGAAUUAAAUUCGAAGUCUGAAACCAAGUCGUGCUAGUGUGUAGCUACAGUCGAGCCAGCCUAGCACGGCAGUAGCACUACGUUUGAAACAGGCCUUAGGUUUUUUCUAUGCAAUGUUAGACUCAUGUUAAUCAUCGGACAUCAAAACUGCAGAAUCGAUCGUUGCCUAUAGCAACAGUGUUACGAUAACUCGAGCUCAUCAUUCUUUAUAAAUUAGGAGUUUCAGAAGCAGGGUACCUGGUACCUCUUAUUUUCUAAUUACUUUACGCUUUUGAAUUUUCUAAGUGAUUUGAAGCUUGAUUAAAUGAUGAGUAUAAGCUUAAAAGGCAAAACCGACGUUAACACUCUCAUCUGGCUUUUGUGCGUGUUCAGCUGGUCUCUUCGACUAUGCUUUUAGCAUCUUGUGGUCUAUUAGAAUAGAAUAGACUGGGUAUUCUGUAGCCACAAGUGAAUUCCUUAACGAAGUAGCCCGGGCUCACUUGUGCUAGUUCUGGGAAAAUUUUGGCGCGCGAGGAAAGUGACUUCCUCGCGCGCCAAAAGUUUCCCAGAACUAGCUAGCAGAAGUGAGCCCGCUCGUAGGCUAUUCAAGAAGAAGUUUUGUUUGAUACGGAAUCAGUAGUAGCGAACUUGCUAUCUGCAUAAUAAUGAUGACUAUUUCUUACAGUAAACUAGUUCUUUCCAAGCAAGAGACUGAGGUACUUGCGUCCUCUCCAAUUGUUCUAAGUCAUUACUGAAACAUUUACAUCAACAUCAUAUUAAAACUUGUGCAUAAAGUCAUUCAAAUUUCAUUUUCUCUAAAUUCUAUUGCCUAAACAGAAUAAAAUAUGCAUUAGAAUUUGUCUCGUUGGAGUUAAUGGUAGCUAAUGUUGAAGCCGAGUACCAGUAGUUAAUUUCGUCUUGCAUUAUUUUAUCUUUUGUUUAUUGCUCAAGGAUGCAAAACCUCAAUCACUAUAGUAGGAAGCCUGUCUUUUGCGUGCACAAAUUCACCUAUCUUAACAAAUUUAUGUUUGUAGGACUGUUUGAAUAACAAUUUCCAGGAUCAACAUACAAUUACCGCCCUUUGUUAUUGUGGCUUACUUAAAACAAAGACAAUACAAUUGAGAUAUUGAAACCUCACAGGACUAAUGGUUGUCCAAUCACAAUCCAGAUAGCAACGCAAAGUCGGACAACGUUAAUGAGCACCACGUUUUAAAUGUGGUGUCUCUAUGGGAACACAGCAGGACGCUGUGUUGAAUAUAGACAACCCCGGCACAAAGCUGACGAAUAGAAAUAACCAAAGCGAAAUUGACACUAAGCAAACUACGCUCCUUACAACUUUUAACUUACGACAGCGACUGCUCUUGUCACAAGCCUUAACACCCGGUAUCACACGGUUUUUGUUUACAAUCUGUUUAAAAGUUCUCUGUUGCUGCAACUGCUGCUGUAAACAUGACAGAAGUGGCAUGUAAGUAUGAAUGGAUUCCCCAAGAAAUGUUUAACUAGCUACUUAAUCUUGAUUUUACCAGGAAUACCGAGAUCUUCAAUGUCUCGUGUUUUCCUUUCUUUGCAGUUGUUAGAGUGAAUCACCCGCUACCCGACUUCACGGAGGCCACUCGAGAUGCCGGCAUGUAAGUAACUAUUUGCUUUGGUUCCCAGUUCAAUUCGAUCUUAUUUGUCUCAAACAAUCCGAUCAGUUUUCCUUUUUUCUGGAGAUAUAUUUUAUUUUUUUGUUUUAACAGCACUCGCCUGGUCAAACUAGCAAAACCCAAGGAGUCCAAGGCUGUAUGGAUGACAAGCUUUUGGUAAGGGAAACUACAUAAAAGGCGUACUCAGUGGUGUUUAUAAUGCAAAAAUCUAGUAUAAUUAGAAAAGUUCCUGCAAAGGCUUAGUUAAAUAUGUAACCUAUAAGUAGAUAACUAACUUAUUCUAGAUUUAGCACUUUGCCCUUAGAAAUUUCUGCUUAGCUUUUCUUCAUGAUUAUUGAAAUGUAUGAAACACAUUUUAUCUGAAAACAAGGGUAUUCUCUCCUUUUUUCAAAAUCAAGCGCUGUUGUUCGUUGCCUGGUCAAGGGCACCCAACGAGGAUAUAGUUCAAAACCCGGUUCAAAACCACUUAACAUGGCAUUGUUGAACGUAUUUUAGUGUUCAAACGGUAGAUAUAGGCAUAUUUUUAUCCCCUAAAAACUUUUCAUCUGUUCGGAUAUCCUAGCUGAAAGUCUAGUGAUCCGAAAAUUAUAGGGAUAAAAACUUACUUUCCCGAAAAUUUCAGCUAGGAAAAGGCUCCCGAAAAUUCUAGGUGGCCUUUUUUAGGGUCAAAAUCCGUUAAAAAUGGGUAAUUAUACCAUUUUGUAAAUGUUCGAAAAUCCUAGGAGAGGCAGGCAAGCAAGAAAUUUUACAACAAUUGCUCCGAAAAUUCUAGAUCUCAAAUCGUCUUCCGAACAGAUAUUUUCCCGAAAAUUGCCGUUGGGUGCCCCUGCCUGGUUGAAUAAAGGAUAACUUUUGAAAAAAAUGACAAAAUUUAGUGUAUACUGUUAAAAAUGCCUUGCACUUAAGUUAAAGUUUUACUUUUAUUUUUAAUGCAGUGAUAUCGCGCUAAUGACAUUUUUUGUGAAAAGGCUAAAGACACUGUUUAAUAGAGUGCUAAUUGGCUUGAUUGUUUAGCCAACAUAUAUUGAAGAAUAGAAUUUGCCUUUUAGGCCUCUCGUUUGGGGAAACCAAGAAACGAUGUGGCCUUUAUCUAGAGCAGCGCUAUCAGCGAAUGCUUCAGAGAGAUUAAUGGCCUUAGCAACGCCGAAGAAAGAUUUCCAACAAGAUCAUCCACUCAACACAUUGUCCAUGAUAUGUUUCGGCCAUUUAAAUCCCUAAUUAAGAUUGUUACAUGGUACGUUUUUCGUUGAUCAGAUAUGCCAUAGCUCGUGCGGUACUAGCAUCGAUCAGACGGUCUCACACAAUACAACUCACUUAAUCAAUUUCAAGUAAGGAAAGAAGCCCCUGGAAAUAAGCCAAACGUUUUAAUUAUUAAUUCUAAAAAAAACCAAUCUCUUCGAAGAAGAAUCAAGUAGCAAUUUAAAGUAGUUUCAUUUUAGCCUGCGCGCCCUUUUCAGGUGCUGCAUUCCGCUCAUUUCCUAUUUCCAUAGCCUUUCCUUUGAGGAAGUCAACGAGAGCGUAAGUGAAUGCGAAGCCCGAGGUUUUAUUUUAUUCAUGUUUUUCUCAUCCCAACCACCAGCGCGAGAAGUCAAUCAAUAACCCGCUGUUUUAAUUUUUAUACGCGCGCUCAAAAAAGAAGGUCUGUUAAAAGACACUUCACCCAUUCACACUUCACCCGUGUGGCAAGUUUUUGAAAAGAGGUUUCAAGAAAGUUUGCAAUUACCUUUUUUAAAACACGCACUCGAGCUUGCCAUACCUAGCCUCAUGAUCUACUUUCCCCAUUUUUAGGGAACAAUACUCGUUUAGCUGCGGUCGCAAUUCUGUUCUGUGGGAGGUUAAACCGCUGGCUCUGAAAGCAAACAUUUCCGCAAGACUCGAGCAGUUGGCCGAGCCUAAGCCGGUACCAGAGGGACACAGAGAACCAAGGUAACUUAACAUUUACCAACGUACACGUGCGACUAAAGCAUACUCCCUGCACAAGGCGCUAGCGCUCGCGUUCAUUCCUCUGCCUACGCAACAACACAGGUUCUUUCGAUACAGGUAACUCCGCCAGGCUUCAUUCUGCAUUGAUCCAUGUUGUACGUCAGACUGUGAACUGUUUCCAUUUCAGAGAUAAAAAAAAACGCUGAACAAUACCUGAACAAACAUUUCCGCAGACUGUCUUUCCACUACGAUGCUUAUAACAUUUUCGUGACACCCUUCACUGAUUAUUGGGAUCAAUGGUUCGAAAGGCUGUAUUUGUAAUUAGAUGACUUUGUUGCAGCCCUGUGUUUAGUAAAGAUUGCGCACUAGUUAUAAAGCCUUUUGGGUAAAACAAAAAGUUUUUCACUAACUUCAAUUUUCGUCUCAAGAUUUUUUCUUUUCUUUUGGCACGAAAAUUAUUCUGUUUUCGUUCUUUGGGGUUGAAAAAUUAAGUACCGUUUAGGAAAACAUAGUUAAGACGGUGUUCGAACAAACCGACGUUCCAACUCAUUUUCAAUUUUGCUAACAGUUAAUGACUUAAAAUAAUAUUUGGGCCACUGAUUAUUUCUAACCCGGGAUUUAAGUCAGAUGUUAGACUACCGUAAACGAUCGAUAAAACGCCGCUCUCGAAUAACCGCCGCGGUGCUAAUACAGGUAUUUAGAAAUUAACGCCCCACCUUUGUCACGGCGCUAGAUAUCACUUGAGAAAUAAGACCUCGACCAACUCGUGAGUUCUAAAGCUUUUAUGUAGGGAAACUCUUGAAACCAGAUUCAUAUAACAGUUCGAGGUGUACAUAUUUUAUACCAUUGUGCACACCAAGUACGCACCUCUCUUAAUUCUCUCUAUAUUCCCCUCAGUGUUUUAGCCGUAGUUGAAAUAAGCACCGCUCUCGUAUGAGCCCCGCACCUAUAACAGAGAAAAUGAAAUUACCGCCGCGGCGCUUAAUCGAUCAUUUUUGGUAUGUUUUCAUCACCGAACCAACAUUUUUGUUCACAAUAAUAAUAAUAUUUGAAUCACAUCUACGUUUCAUAAAUCUACUCUCUAGAAACGAAAAAAAUGCACACUGGUAGUUAAACGACUUUCUUAGAAAAAAUGUUGAAUUUCUGAUGGUAUAUAAAAUGAUCCUGGCCAGAGGAGGUGUACUUAGUUGAUUAGCCGUAGGCUAGAUUUUCGCCGCUUUCUCGGUCCUACCUGACCAGGGGCUGAUUUUAUGGAAAGGAUUAGACAGAUAGAUAACUAAAUGUUACAAUCCUCUCUCGAAAAUGACAAAAUCACUCAGUUAAAAACAAAAAAGCAGACCAAAAACAGCUGUAAGUAUGUAAUGCAAAUGAAAAACAAAAAAUAAACUCAUUAUAUAAAGGAAUGUUUUCAAGCUUUUAGAAAUAAAACAUUUAUUCGAGAGAAAAGAGUGAUAUUCAAGAGCAUACAGGCUGUAUUUCAUAGCAAUUUGCUUCAUAUAUAGUGUGGAAUAUAUUACCAAUACCACCAGGGAACCACUGUGUCAAAUUCACUGUUGUCUGUUAUUUUUGUCUCAUUUCCAUAAAAAAUAUGUAGUGUUGUCAUUUUAAAAUGUACUUCUGAAAAAGUUCGGUAGCUUCUGGUUCAUGCACCCCUAUACCAUGACCUUUGGUUACCAAUUGUUGACAACUACAAAACUAAUUAUUUUUGACAAAAAAAUUCCUGUUUUUAUAUCAAACUGAUCAGACUUUGAAACUAAUGUUCUUCUAAACAGUCUCUUUUACAAUAGCUCAUUCACGCUUGGUUUCAUAGUAAUUUCAAAACACUUGAAUUUGGUGAUAAUUAGCUCUUUGUAAAAAGCAAAACAAUUAAAAACCUGUUAACAAAAUUUCAUUAUCAAAAAACGUGAGGCCUAAUUUACAGUAGAACNACAAUAGCUCAUUCACGCUUGGUUUCAUAGUAAUUUCAAAACACUUGAAUUUGGUGAUAAUUAGCUCUUUGUAAAAAGCAAAACAAUUAAAAACCUGUUAACAAAAUUUCAUUAUCAAAAAACGUGAGGCCUAACUUACAGUAGAACUUUUUUUGAAGUUUAAAGCCGUCUUCUGAAAGUGGACAUGAAAAAGAGGCAUUAAUAUUCUGCUCUGAUUCUGCUCUGUGUCUGACGCGGAGCCCAGUAAGAGUACAUUGUGACAUCAGUUCUGUGUGCGCGCGUGACAUUCCAGAAUUAUUCAAUUGUUAGUGAUCGUUCAGUUGCCAUGGAGUACUUGACCCGGCUACUGUGUUAGUUAUUGUCGGAGGGGACCAUCGAGUAUUGUGAAGUUUAUGAGGCGAAGUUAACAUCUUUCCCCAAGAUCAACCGCAAAGGUAAAGUUUCAAAAUGUAGUUUGUCUAAGGGAAUAUUACACAGUAUACCCGACAAGAAUUAUAACGUGGUGUGUAAGAAAAUUGUCAUUCAAACAGUACACAGGCGAUUGGAUUUUUUUGACUUCGAUUCGUUUCGUUACUAUGACAUGGAACGCUAGCUCUAACUAAGGCUUAUCUAACUGGAAUUUUUUAGCCAUUUCAGUAAGAACUUUGGCGAGGCAAUUUAGUAAACCAUUCUGCCUGCAGACACUAAAAUAACAUCAACCAGAACAACGAGAGUAGCUCUAUAAAAACAAAAUCUAUCUCCGAGUCUAUGGUCCUGUAUCAUCUAGCUAGGGCCUGGACUUCUAUGUUCAGCCUUUUUUAAUUUCACUGAUUUAUGUAAUGACGAAUUUUAUAGAACCAAGAGAGAAGCUCAUUCUCUAUUGAUAGAACACCGUCGCUUACCAACUCAAUAGCAGUCCAGAGAUAGCAGUCUAUAACACAAAACUAAACCUAUUAUCCAAAUAAGUCUUCCGGUUAUGUCAUGCCGAGCUCCCACGCCAUGCAGGUCACGUUUAAUUUUGGACAAUAAAUGAAUCAAAAAUACCCUACUCAGUUUAGGACAACAUUUUCCUUUUUUAGAACCCUAUUUAGGAGAAAAUACGCGCUGUCUUGUUCCUUUAUUAAAAUUAAUUUAUAGAGACAAAGUCGCAAAUUAGAGACGGGAUUUUAUGAAGUGCCUAGAGAGUACCCUGUGUAGUCAGUUCAAGAACUAUCCAAUCUAUCAUAACUAUUCAGCAUAUCAAUACUUAACACAUUGAACAAAGUAUGUCACUAAAACAGAGACUCGUGGAACUUCCUUUCAACAAAAAUGGCCUCAAAAAUGCUGAUGAAAUGAGAGUAUUGAUGACCUCCGCGUACUGACUGUAAGGAUCAUUUUGUCCGGUAGACGCCUUUCACUUUGUUGAGAGAUGCAUGGCCAUUAUAGAGCGGUUAAAAAAAAUUGAGUAAAUGGAUUUCUGUCCGUUAAUUGUGACAAGAACAAGUGGCCGAUGUGUUGGGCCAUAGUGAAGAGUUCGAGAGAGUAUACAGUCGAAUCUCUCUUCACGUACACCUCAAUAAGACGGACACCUCUUAACAUUGUCUUAAAAACGGACACUUAGAGCUAGUCCCUGCCUUUCUUUACUCCCUUUAAUUGACUCUCUAUAAGACGGACAUCUCCCUGACACGGACACUUAUAGUGCCUGGCGGUCCCAAGACUCUCCCAAAGGUUUCCGUCUUAGAGAAAACUGACUGUAUACAAUGUAUAUAGGUCGUCGUUCAGUGAAAAAUACUUAUUCAUUUUCCCAUUUUGAGCUCAUUUGACUUUCUUUUUUUUCCAGGGAGGCUUACAUCUUCAGCUGCGGAAGAAGUUCUCCUAUCUGGCACGUUAGCGAGGCAGCCAAAACGGCCGAAGAGCGGGACAGAUCGUUAAGACUGGCUACUCCAAAGAAAACUCAUCACCAGUAUCAACCCGAGCGCGUGGUGCCUUGGAUUGUCAGUGAGCCAGCUAAGAGAGCUGUGUCCUCGGCGCGCGUGGAGCAACUCGCGCGACCCAAAACACGACAAGAUGGGCCUGUUAGAGAACCUACAUGGCGCGUUUCCUCGGCAAGCAGACGGACUGUGGCAUCUGCAAGAGUGCAGGAGUUGGCAAAAGCGAAGCAGACGGUUGAGGGAUAUUUACCUUGUAGAGAUGUGGAGUGGCCGGUUAGCAGGAACACGCUUAGAGCAAUAGCCUCAGAGAGGACCCAAACUUUGUCCAAGCCUAUCAUUCGAGAGACCAUGGACCACGUUCAAUUUAAUCCUGAUGCGUUUACUGUGAGCGAAUCGGCAAAAAAGGCAAAUGCUUCCCAAAGGAUCGUGGAAUUAGCGCAACCUUUAACGCGCGGACAUAAAUAAUAAAAAGUGUUAUCAGGUUUACUGUUUAACACGCAUGGAACGAUCGAGAAUUACUGUAGGUCAGCAUUAGGAACGUGAGUAAUAAUCGACUCUCCUCCUAUGUGCUGCUUUGGAAAAAAUUUUUGAAAGAUUCCAUGAAAUACAAAAAAACUAUUUAUUGAAGUUACACUUUAAUUGACCCCAGGUUUUCCUUCAAAGCGUUGUUAUUUCUCUUGCUUCUGUCUCCUGUGCAUGCUUAGAGCGAUUUAAUUUACCAAUUUUCAAACGUAAAGAAUGUGGUACGUUCAAACGAAAGUUAAGUUUUUAUCCAUUUGUUAUUUGUCAAGUAAAUUUGAUAAAUUAAUCGAUUGUGUGACAAAGUACGGUACAUAAACGAUGUUUUAUAGAAAUAGGACUAAUUUUGAAAUUAUUUUUUAUACGUUGCAAGGC